AUGCUGGGACUCGAUGCGCUCGCCGCUAGACCGCUCUCGGCAGUCCCCCUAAUUCAACCAAGAAGCCGCCCCUGCCACUGCAACGGUGACGGCCGCUGCACCGAGACGGCUGCACCUGCCUGGACACCCGUGUCUGCACCUGCCCCUGCCACUACUCCCACCGCUGCCACUGCCGUCGCUGCUGCUGCUCCUACCACCACGGCAGCACCUGCACCUGCUGCUGCUGUUGCUGCUGCUCCUGCCUCAAGCUCGAGCCCAAACCUCGUCACACGGGCGCUCAUCACCAACGGCCCCAGCUGCCGCGCCAGCCUGCGACGGGACCGUCUCUUCGGCGGCUCGCCCCCCCUCGCCUUUCCCACGGCUUCCCACGCGAGACAAGUUCCAGACCCCAUCCCGUCGUCCACCAUAGAUGCAUUCGCCAAUCCGCGCCUGACCACCCUCUCCCAUCGUCAGCCCCCCGUGUACCCCGGCGCUUCCACCUUGCCGUCGCCUCCCGCACCCACCGCUCCUGUCCACCGCCGCUUCGAGUCUACACGCGGUGCCGCCUACAUCCCCCACGAACCCUUUGUUCAAUCGCCCUUCCUCAGCAAAGCCUCUGCCACGCCUCGCCGCCUUCGUCGUCUGUCCGGCGCCGCCCGCCUAUGGAACCCGACAAACUCGACACCGCGACGUCCCACUGAAAACAAGCAGAGGCGACGGCGACCCUCGACGCCGCCCCCUGCCAACGUCCCGCUAUCCCAUCCCGCUCUCGACAACUCGACCGAUCCUGCCGACCCCGUCAGCACCGGUGCAGGCCACUAUCCCCUGCUCACACUACCCGAACUCCGACAAUCCCGUCGUUCCGGCUCUGGACGCGGCAGUCUCCAAUUUGACCACCGCGGCAACAGCGAUCACCGUAUCAGCCUGCCCCGGUCCGUGCGCCACUCGUACGACGAAAAGAGAGGAGCAACGAGCUCCAACCCUUCGCCAGUCGAUCCCGAGCAGGCAUCGCCCGGCUCCCUCCAACCCCAAGAGGUCGACAAGGGCAAAGGCAAGGCCAUUAUGACACCGCAACCAGACGAACAGCAGAGGGGCUACUCGAGGGACCUCGAGCGGGGCCCCGACAUUAUGGACCCUCGCCGCCACUCCAAUCUCUCGGCCGGCGAUGGUAUCGGGUCUGCCAUGUCCUCAGACUCGUCCAUCAUGGGCGAGGAGGUCGGCGACAUGGGCGAAGAAUGGGGCCCGCAGCACCCAUGCUAUCCCCAUCUCAACCCACACGUACCUGUUGACUCUCCCGAAUACCAAAACACGCGUAUCAUCCGCGUUCGCAGGGACUGGCUCAUCGAGGGCGACCUCGCGCCGACCUUUUCCAACCUCUACCCGGAAAUCCUGGAUCCAGCUGGCUUGUCGGAGCAGGAGUUUCGCCGCGUCAUUGAAAAGCUCAACGGCGAACUGAUUCCCAUCUUUAACCCCUAUGACUGGAGGAAUAUCGUCGACAGCAUGCUCGGACUCGUCACAGGCUGGCUGUGGGAUGACUUUGGCCUGACGGGGGUCAAGGCACGCCUCACGAGGCUGGAGAACUGGAUGGACCAGUGGAACAAGGAAAUCGAGAAGACGGCCGGAGCGUACGAGGGGGCUUCGGCCCCCAAGCUCAUUCCCCUCCGACGGACGGGCUACAUGACUCUGGACAUACAAAUAUCAGACCCCGAGGUCGCCGCGGCACCCAGCACCCCCGGCGCCUCGGCGACUGGCGUGAUGCCCAUGGAGCCACCAACAGCCGUGACGGCGUGA
Verticillium nonalfalfae is the source of this 1770-nucleotide messenger RNA. RefSeq lists its product as uncharacterized. Bases 1 to 1770 code for a protein of 589 amino acids. The record is from RefSeq and is a predicted model, not a curated record. Lineage: Eukaryota; Fungi; Ascomycota; Sordariomycetes; Glomerellales; Plectosphaerellaceae. Gene Ontology annotation, cellular component: extrinsic component of endoplasmic reticulum membrane; endoplasmic reticulum palmitoyltransferase complex. The transcript is spliced from 3 exons. Gene Ontology annotation, biological process: peptidyl-L-cysteine S-palmitoylation; protein targeting to membrane.